Lolium rigidum is the source of this 2019-nucleotide messenger RNA. Its product is annotated as G-type lectin S-receptor-like serine/threonine-protein kinase B120. Gene Ontology annotation, biological process: protein phosphorylation; recognition of pollen. The coding region runs from base 1 to 2019 and encodes 672 amino acids. The transcript has 6 exons. Gene Ontology annotation, molecular function: protein kinase activity; ATP binding. The record is from RefSeq and is a predicted model, not a curated record. NCBI's taxonomy places the organism in Eukaryota, Viridiplantae, Streptophyta, Magnoliopsida, Poales, Poaceae.
AUGCCAAUGUACUGGCUUCCUGUAUAUGCCAUUCUUUUGUUUCUUUCUUGGCCUGUGCUUCUGUUCGCGUCUGACCACCGCCUUGUCCCUGGCAAGCCGCUCUUCCCUGGUAGUGUUCUUAUCUCCCAAGAUGGAGUGUUCGCGCUAGGCAUCUUCUCCACAUCAUCAAACCAUUCCUAUAUGGGAAUAUGGUACAACAGCAUCCCAGAGUUCACCGUGGUAUGGGUCUCCAACCGUGCUGCACCAAUCACGGAUCUUUCCUCUGCAAAUCUUGCCGUGACCAGCGGCUCCAACCUAGUCCUGUCUGACAGCAAUGGCUGUGUUCUUUGGACAACGAACAACAGCAUCAGCGUCGUGAAUUCCUCCAUCUCAGUGGAAGCCAUGCUGGACAACACCGGAAACUUCAUCCUUCGGUCAUCGGCUGCUGCUAGCUCUGCCGUGCUAUGGCAGAGCUUCGACCACCCCACCAACACUCUCCUUCCCGGCAUGAAUCUUAGGCUCAGCCACAAGAUGCACCCACUGCAGCACCUCGUUUCUUGGAAAGGCCGUCAGGAUCCAUCCCCCGGCGAGUACUCCUACGGUGCAGACCCCGACAACCUCCUGCAGCGCUUCAUCUGGCACGGUUCAGCGCCAUACUGGCGAAGCCCGGUGUGGACAAACUACCUCCUUCGUGUGAACUACGACAUGGAUGGAAUCAAGUCUUCCAUGUACAUGGAAUUGCGUCAUGAUGGCGACGAGGUGUAUAUGUCCUUCAGCAUGCUGACUGGCUCCUUCAUUGUGCUUCUCAGGAUGGAGAUUGACUACUCAGGCAAGGUAAGUAUACUAGGCUGGGAGAGCAACAUGUCAGCAUGGAAAGCCCUAUACACAGAGCAUGAAGAACAUGAGUGCAGUAUUUAUGGCUAUUGUGGCCCCUAUGGUUACUGCAACAAUACAGAAGCAGUCCCAGGUACUUGCAAGUGCCUUGACGGUUUCGAGCCGAGAGAUGAUAAAGGCUGGAUUGCCCGAAGGUUCUCACAGGGAUGCCGCCGGAAGGAGGUGCUAAGGUGUACAACACAUGGAGAUGGUUUCUUGACCAUUCCGGGCAUGAAGGUCCCUGACAAGUUCAUCCAUGUCCGAAGUAGAAGCCUUCACAAGUGCAAGGAGGAAUGCAGGAGCAACUGCUCAUGUGUGGCAUAUGCUUACUCCAGCAUGAGCAACAUGGAUAUUGAUGGAGAUGCCACGAGGUGCCUGGUAUGGAUGGGAGAUUUGAUCGACAUGGAGAAGUUUACCCAAGGAGGGGAGAACCUCUAUGUUCGGGCUAACAGAUUAAGAGGUACCGAGAGAAAGAUCAACACCCUACAAAUUCUAUUAGCAGUUAUGUCAAGUUUGCUGAUGCUCACAUGCAUUGGGUUUAUUUGGAUGAGUGCCUUCAAAGAUGAUAAACGAAAAUCACUGCUCAACUGGCCCGCAAGAUUUAAAAUAAUCAAAGGUAUUGCCAGAGGCCUACUUUAUCUCCACCAAGAUUCCAGAUUGAUGAUGAUUCAUAGAGAUCUCAAAGCGGGCAACAUACUGUUGGAUGCUCAGAUGAGCCCCAAGAUAUCUGAUUUUGGUACAGCUAGAAUCUUUGGUGUCAAUGAACACCAAGAAUAUACCGAUCGAGUUGUUGGAACAUUUGGCUACAUGUCACCUGAAUAUGCAAUGAGAGGCAUCGUCUCAGUCAAAUCCGAUGUCUACAGCUUUGGUGUAUUACUUCUGGAGAUUGUGAGUGGCUUGAAGAUUGGCACCACAGGCCUAACCAAACGCUCACAUAACCUUAUAGAUUAUGCGUGGAGCUUAUGGAAGGAUGGUAACAUGUUGAAUCUAGUCGACUCAUCAAUUGUUGAGGGUUGUUCUCUUGAUGAAGCUCUACGAUGCAUUCAUAUCGGACUCCUGUCAGCGCAGAACAACCCAAACGCUCGCCCACUCAUGUCUUGGGUGGUAUCAAGCCUGGAUAAUGAGGCCAUGGACCUGGAACUGAUGGAGUAUGGGAAAGGCAUGUAA